AUGAUAUUUAUUGAAUUCGCCCUUCCAAUUGCCCUUUACUAUAUUCUUAGUAUUUUUAUACAUGGAGUAAAGCCAUUUCUCAUAUCAAGUGCCCCAGCAUCUAUUGCUACUAUAUACGGACUUAUAAGGAGAAGGCGUGUCGACAUUAUAGGAUCACUCGUAUCAAACUGCCUUACUUUCGGUGCUUUGAUAUCAAUAUUUUAUGGCAAUCCAAAGAUUCAACUAUUAGAAAAAUUUAUGAAUAUGACUCUCCUUCCCUUUCAUAUAAUAGCAAUGAUUAGCUUAAUUCCGAUAAAAAUUGGUACCUUUAAAUUGCGACCAUUACUAUUCUAUAUUUUUAAAGAAUUGACAACAGGUGGAGCCUUUAGUUAUUUAAGUCCAAAAUUGAUAGAUGAAAGUUGGGACAGGUAUUGGGUUUCUUACCAAUAUUUUCGACGUGGUUUCAUCUUUAUGACAGUGAUCUGGGGAUUUGGGCUUCUUUCUGAAAUUUUAGUUCGUGUUAUGAUUAUUUACAAUCUUACGCCCGUCAAAAUGUCACCUGAAAAAGCACUUGCUAUGUCAAACAUAAUUCAUUAUAUUUGGUUAGCUAAAUUUGCAUUAUUAACUCUAUUUCUCGUUAGACGGAUGAAGAAACAAAAAGAUAAAUUAGUUGCUGAUUCUGAUAAACCUCCGGAAUAAUCUAUUUUAUAAAUACCAAAUGAGACUCAUAAUGCUAGAGCAGGCUCUGCUAACUCCUUUAUAUUUUUGCUGUCGGCAUCUAUUUUUUUGAUAACCAUAUUAUAUUCAUAUCUUGUGAUAGUUAGUAAUAUGCCAGCAGCAUAAAAAAUUAACUAUCACGUGAUCUGUGAUGGGCAAUUUUUUAAAAUUUUUUUUUAUUUUUUUUUAGCGCGUUACUGGUUUAUUUAAUUCUCUCUCCACUUUCUCCAGAUAUUUCAGAUAUUACUUUUAUUCAUAUCUAUAAAAUACGUUUUAUUAAGUUUUAUUAAAAACCUAUACUUAAUACUAUAUAUAUUUAAAAUAUUAGCUGUUCUUUUUUUGUUUUUUUUUUUAAGCAGAAAUCUCUCAUAAAUUUUUUUAU
Molecule: messenger RNA, 1078 nt
Organism: Rhizophagus irregularis DAOM 181602=DAOM 197198
Lineage: Eukaryota; Fungi; Glomeromycota; Glomeromycetes; Glomerales; Glomeraceae
Source: RefSeq, a predicted model, not a curated record